AGUCAACCACGACGGCUACUGACGGGCGUGUUGCGUGAGGGGCCCGGCCCGAUUAACACAUGCACCCGCGGUUGCCUAGAGAAGCGUUUGGAGCGUCGCGGUCUCGUCGAUAUUCGCAUGCUUAGAGCACGGUGCUUGCUGGGGAAUGCUCUGCGACAAACACAGUCCUUCGCACUGGUUGCUAUGAUGUGGGGAAUAGUUGGGCCGGACGGUUGUUUGCUUCAAUCAAAUAGUUUGACAGUAGGCCGCAGCAGGAGAGCAACUCUAUUCCCGCAGGAUAUUCGGCGUGUGUUCGGCGAUUCGCUUCCUGGCCAGUGCUCGAGAAUCUUCCAAACGGGUUCGCCACUCGGUUCCAAUACUCCACAGGGUUAAGCAUUCUUCCACACUCUGCGUACUGCAAGCUGCCAAUCUUCAAACAUGUCCAUAGUUAACAUCUACAUUCACGACGAAAACAUCUACAACGUGGAGAAGAAACCGCCCGAAAAGCCGCCCAAACCGCCGCUCUACCACUCCCGUUUCGAGCAUCAGGUCCGGCAGGAGACUAAAUCCUGCAAGGACGCACACCGUACGAUGGGUUUCUCGAAGAUUCCACUGCCCGGGCCGAACGAGUUCCUGAAGAAAAACUGCGGACCACGCUAUCGGGCGACCAAGUCGGCUCCGGUUCGGCUCUGCACCAGCCACAAACCACCCGUCCCGAAACCGACCGAAUCGGGCACCUGCCAGGUGUUGAAGGUGGUUGAUUUUAAGAAGGAAAACAUCAAAAAGGUCGUGGCGGCAAGUCCGAAAAAGGCCCGGCCACGGUACGCCGACACGCGCAAGGGAGAUUUUCAUGAUCUGGAAAGAUCGGGCCUGAUGCCGAUCUACAUGUGCCGGCCAAAGUUUGGUAAGGUGCCGCAGUAUUUGAUGCGCCGCAAGAAGGAUCUGGCCGCCCAGAAGGACCGGUUGAUAGAGGAUUGCGCACAGCAAAAGCCACGCUGCACAUACAUCUCGCAGGAGGAACGGGUCGAGUUGCUGAAGGGUUUGAAGAAAAAUUGGGAAAAGCUGCAGCAAGAGUACCAGAGCCUUCCGCUACUAACGGACACCGUCCCGAAGAUGAUACGCAAGGCCAAGUUGGAAAACAAUCUGAAACAAUUGGAAAAGGACAUUCUAACAAUCGAAAACAACCCAUACAUCUAUCUGUACGACGACGAGCACAAGGACGGAUAAUGGGCGGUGGUGGUGCUUUCUGGAACCGUGUGGCAUUAGAGUUUCCUUUCUAUCACACUCAUAGAAAAUUGCUCCGUAUACUUAUCCUUUUUAUUGCUUAUUAUUUUAGAAAUGUGAUUUUCCAUUCUUCGCCUUGUGUGUGUGUGUGCGUAUUUCUACGGCUGACCAUUUUGGGCACGAUAAAUAAAUAAAUUGCGUGUGUAUGUGUG
This is a messenger RNA of Anopheles stephensi (Asian malaria mosquito), 1415 nucleotides long. Its product is annotated as enkurin. Gene Ontology annotation, cellular component: acrosomal vesicle. The record is from RefSeq and is a predicted model, not a curated record. The transcript has 2 exons. Bases 418 to 1206 code for a protein of 262 amino acids. Lineage: Eukaryota; Metazoa; Arthropoda; Insecta; Diptera; Culicidae. Gene Ontology annotation, molecular function: calmodulin binding.